Messenger RNA from Triticum turgidum subsp. durum (durum wheat), 693 nucleotides. The record is from the annotation of a GenBank genome assembly. Lineage: Eukaryota; Viridiplantae; Streptophyta; Magnoliopsida; Poales; Poaceae.
AUGCUUACCCAGUCGCUCUGCCGCCGUGGUCAGGUCCGCACUGCCACUACCCUGCUCGACGAAAUGCUGCACAGGGGCAUCCCUGCCGAUCCUCUGGCGUACACCACCGUGCUCAACGCCCUCUGCCGCAAGAAGCAGCUCCGUGAGGCCUACCGAUUGCUGUGCCUCAUGCGAGGCCGCGGGGUCUCGCCUGACAUUGUGCACUACAACACCGUCAUCGUCGGAAUGUGCCGUGAGGGGCGGCCACUGGAUGCCUGCAAGGUGAUUGGUGAUAUGACGGAUAGUGGCUGCAUACCGAAUGCAGCGUCGUAUGCAGCGGUGGUGAAUGGGUUGUGCGUGAGUGGGUUGUUUGCCAAGGCAGAGACAUACUUGGAAGAUAUGGUGGGUAAAGGGAUUGUACCACCCUUGCUGAAAACAAAUGACGCAGUGCAAAAUGUGGACCACGAAGAUCUACUGCAUUCAAAUAGAAACAACAUGGAUCAAGUGAGGCAAAAGAUGAACUGUAAAUGGCACCCUCCUGUUCCUGGAGCCGUUAAACUGAAUGUUGAUGCUGCGUUCAAGGCAACUGAUGACCAGGGAGCUAUUGGAGUUGUUAUUAGCGAUGAAAAUGGGAGAGCGGCGAUUUGGUGCUGGGGCUCAGAUGAGCCCGGGCGUGAACAGUACCGCGAUUUGAAAGGGAAAAGAAGUUCAUAA